Orcinus orca (killer whale) is the source of this 3603-nucleotide messenger RNA. RefSeq names its product potassium channel tetramerization domain containing 19 (gene KCTD19). Lineage: Eukaryota; Metazoa; Chordata; Mammalia; Artiodactyla; Delphinidae. The transcript has 15 exons. The record is from RefSeq and is a predicted model, not a curated record. Gene Ontology annotation, biological process: protein homooligomerization. Bases 170 to 3034 code for a protein of 954 amino acids.
CCCCACGCUUCCAGGCCCCGCCCUGCCCCGCGCGCCGCGGCGCUUCCGGGGGCCGUUAUUGCCCGGGUCACGCUCCUGCCCACCCGCCUCAGGACCCUAGACCAUGGUAUGGAGCCCGCCCUGGCGGGAGACCCCAAACCGCUAAAACUGCGAAUGGGAGGAGCCUGGUAUGCCUCAUGAGUCAGCAGAGGAUUUGUUUCAUUUCAAUGUCGGGGGCUGGCAUUUCUCAGUUCCCAGAAGCAAACUCGCUCAGUUCCCAGACUCCCUGUUAUGGAAGGAGGCUUCAGCGUUGACCUCUUCGGAAAGCCAGAGGCUGUUCAUUGACAGAGAUGGUUCCACAUUCAGGCAUGUGCAUUAUUACCUCUACACCUCCAAACUCUCCUUCUCCAGUUGUGCAGAACUGAACUUGCUCUAUGAGCAAGCACUGGCUUUGCAGCUGAUGCCUUUGCUGCAGACUCUAGAUAAUCUGAAGGAAGGGAAAUACCAUCUACGUGUGAGGCCUGCAGACAUACCUGUUGCUGAGAGAGCAUCUUUGAACUACUGGCGAACAUGGAAGUGUAUCAGCAAACCCUCAGAAUUUCCUAUAAAAAGCCCAGCCUUCACAGGCCUACAGGAUAAGGCACCUUUGGGACUUAUGGAUACACCACUGUUAGACACAGAAGAGGACGUGCACUACUGCUUCCUGCCCCUAGACCUAGUGGCCAAGUAUCCAAGCCUGGUAACUGAAGACAAUCUGCUGUGGCUGGCUAAGACCGUGGCCCUCAUCGAGUGCGAGUGCAGCGAGUUCCGCUUCAUUGUGAAUUUUCUCCGCUCACAGAAGAUUUUACUACCAGAUAAUUUCUCCAACAUAGAUGUGUUAGAAGCAGAAGUGGAAAUUCUGGAAAUCCCUGAACUCAGUGAAGCUGUGAGGUUGUACCGAAUGAACAUGGGUGGCUGUUCCCGGACCUCCUGUCCUCCUCCAAGCCCUGGGAAGGGGGGCCGUGCAGCAGGCCUAGAGUCUGUGAAGCCACUGUACAUGAUGACCCUGGGUCUGCUUGUCAAGUACCCAGACUCCGCACUAGGACAGCUCCGCAUCGAGAGCACUCUGGAUGGAAGUAGACUGUACAUCACUGGGAACGGGGUCCUCUUCCAGCACGUUAAGAACUGGCUGGGGACUUGCCGGCUGCCCCUGACUGAGACCAUUUCUGAGGUGUACGAGCUCUGUGCCUUCCUGGACAAGAGGGACAUCACCUAUGAGCCAAUGAAAGUGGCUCUGAAGACUCAUCUGGAGCCGAGGACUCUGGCACCCAUGGAUGUGCUCAAUGAGGAGUGGACGGCAGAAAUCACUGUGUAUUCCCCUCAACAGAUCGUCAAAGUUUAUGUUGGAAGCCACUGGUAUGCAACCACCUUGCAGACCCUGCUGAAGUAUCCAGAACUGCUGUCCAACCCUCAGAGAGUGUACUGGAUCACAUAUGGACAGACCCUGCUGAUCCACGGGGAUGGCCAAAUGUUUCGACACAUUCUCAACUUCCUGAGACUUGGAAAACUAUUUUUACCAUCUGAAUUUAAGGAAUGGCCCCUCCUCUGCCAGGAGGUGGAGGAAUACCACAUCCCAUCCCUCUCAGAAGCCCUUAUCCAAUGUGAGGCAUACAAGUCAUGGAUCCAGGAGAAAGAAUCUGGAAAUGAAGUUUUUCCCAUCAGAAGGCUGCAUGUGGUGACAGAAGGGCCAGGGUCACUGGUGGAGUUCAGUAGCGAUGCCAAAGAAACCACAGCUUGCAUACCUAUGGAGUUCCAAGACUGCAGUGACAGGACUCCACGGAACAAGGCCAAGGGGACCCUGGCCAGGUCCAGCCAGAUAGAGGAGGCUGAGCAGUACUUCCGGACAAUCCAGGUGUCCCUAUGCCGAGGUGCCAAGAGGGCGGGUAAUCCCAGCACAUACUCACACUGUCCUGGUCUAUGUGCCAACCCUAGACACUGGGGGGCCCACCCUGAGAGUCCUCCCAAGAAGAAGUGUACCACAGUCAACCUCACACAGAAAUCUGAAAGCAAAGACCCUCCUGUCACCCCCAUGCAAAAACUCAUCUCCCUGGUAAGGGAAUGGGACAUGGUCAAUUGCAAACAAUGGGAAUUCCAGCCACUGCCAGGCCCCCCGAGCAGCUCCUUGGAGGAAGCCACCCUGAAGCUCCCCUCAGGAGGUGAGGCUGUUUCCCAGCCCAGCACCUCAGCUUCCUGGAAAGGCCAUUACACAGCCUCAGAGAAGGACCCAGGCCCACAGGCAGGGGCUGGAGCUGGAACCAAAGACAAGGAGCCAGAGCCAACCUUUAAGCCAUACUUCCCCAUGAAAAGAGCUGUCACCUUGAAGGACUGGGGCAAGCAGAGCCCAAAGGAGAGAGAAAGUCCUGCCCCUGAGCAGUCUCUGCCUGAGGCCAGUGAGGUGGACAGCACAGGGGUCAUCCUCAAAGUGACCCACCCCCCCGUGGUGGGUAGUGAUGGCUCCUGCAUGUUCUUUGAGGACAGCAUCAUCUAUACCACACAGAUGGACAACCUCACAGACAUGCCACCCACAGCCAGCCCCCAGCCCCGAGAGGUGACUUUCCUGAGUUUCUCUCUGUCCUGGGAAGAGAUGUUUUACGCACAGAAAUGUCACUGCUUCCUGACUGACAUCAUUCUGGAUUCCAUCAGGCAAAAGGACCCCAAAGCCAUCACAGCCAAGGUGGUCUCCCUGGCCAACCGGCUGUGGACCCUGAACAUCAGCCCCAAGCAGUUUGUGGUGGACUUGCUGGCCAUCACUGGCUUCAAGGAUGACCGGUACACCCAGGAACAUCUGUACAGCUGGGUGGAGGUGAGGGCCUCCUGCACCCCACUGGGAAUGGCGACCCUCCAGAUGCCUCAGAUGGACACUGUCUUGCUGCAUGAGGGCCAGGCCAGUGCUGCCCAGAAGGCAAGACAGGCAACUAGACCUCUAGUCUCUGGUCCCAGGGAGGGAGGAACAAUGGAUGAAAUUAACCUGUCUAGAGUGGUCAAAAAGCAAUAUUCAGGCCGCUGGUUUUUGUAGUUUUCCUCCCAUUUUACCAAUUUAGCCUUCAUCACUAACAACCCUGACUAUACUCAGGGAAGCACAUUCUACGAGCUCAAGGUUUUGGGGUGCUGAAAUCCGAGAAACUACCGGGAGUCAGAUAGAUGUUUUCAAUGACUGAUACCAACUUCACCUACUCAGCCAUGAUGUCAGUACUUUUGUACAUUCCUUUUACACUUAAGCUGCUUUAAAGCAGUUUUUACAAAGAAAAGGAAAAUGUUCAAUAAGGGCAAAGGAAUGACUCAGGUUUUUUGUUUUUUGAUUCCUUAAAAUAAUUUUAGGAUUCACAUUUUUAUUUUAACAUUGUAGGUGAAAAAGAUUUAGCUAAUUUUUCAUUAAUCUGGCAUUUCUGUAAUCAAGUACAUUACUAUAACAUCUUUCACUAUAAACACAAAAGUGCCAAGUUACUAUCCUCUGUCUAGUCUAUUGAGUGGAAAGUGAAGUCAGCACCUACGACUAGAAAGUGGAAAACCAGUGGCAGGAAACAUGCACUUUUGGCCCUCUAUUCAUUCUGUUGUGUUCCCUGGUAGCCACUCGAAACCACAGGU